UCGUGAAUUAUUUGAAGUUUAAUUGAGCAAGCGUUCAUCAGAUCAUAAAGCGCCAUGAUCUAACAGAUUUAAUAGGAAAUACAGAUUCAUUGCAAAUAUAGUUUGGUGCAUUCAUAAUACGUGAUGAAAGAUGCCAAUUGUGUUUUCUAUUCGAUUUAAGUAUGUUUUUUUUCCACUACAAUUUUGGGAAAAAAAAUCAAGCUGAACAAAUCUAGAUAAAAAAUGCGAUGGGUUAAUUUUGUUUCUUUUCGCUGUACCGUAUACUUUUGGUUGAUCAACUUCACCUCCCAAGAGUGGUGUAUAAACGAAGGCCUUUACAAAUUGAACGGAACAGGUGAAAUUGCGUGUGGGUAGCAUGAUCUGUCGAAUGUCGAAAAUCGAAAGAUGCAUUGUUCGAUUGUGACUGGAGCAGAAAACGUGAACUGAAAAAAAAAAUCAUACAAGACAUCAUUCCAAAGAUGAAGCAUGUUAACUGAAAGAAUAAAGUAAUGAUUUAAAAGUGGAAAUAUAACUUUGCCAGGUUUCAGGUUGAUCUCAGUUAAGCAUCAUGCACACUUCAGAUAAUUUUACGCAGGGUUUGCAAGAGGACUCGAACUGGAAUGUUUUCAAAACCGUACAGCUCAUACAGGGAAUUCUUGGAAUUAUAGAAAAUAUUGUCAUAAUCAUAGCUUUCAUAAGAGUAAAGAAAAUUCGAACCAUCACAAAUAUAUUCAUCCUAAAUCUGUCAGUGACCGAUUUUGUAACUGCUGUGGCGACAAUUCCAAUGCCGGCACCACAUCCUGUGCCAGACACGUUAGCUGGUGAGUUAUACUGUCGCAUCAUUGGCUCGAACUUCUUCCUCUGGACGGCUAUAAAAGCGUCGGUACUAACCAUGGUCGCAGUGACGGUUGAACGCUACGCGUCAAUCGUCGCACCUUUGCGUCAUCGAGGAUUCAGUAUGCGACGGGCUGUUGUAAUAAUAACAUUAGCGUGGGUUGUCUCAAUCAUAGUUAACUCGUUUUCACUUUCAGUCACACGUAACGUUGGCGGGACCUGUAAAGACGUAUGGCCAGGAGAAAUUUUCCAGAAGUUCAUUGGAUUAAUAAUUUUUCUUCUGACAUAUCUUUUACCCUUGAUUAUAAUGAUCGUUGCAUACGCAACGAUGUUUUACGUGCUGCGCAAACAAGAUCGCAGAUUCAGACGAGACGGUGUUUUAGGUCAAAUAAAUGAAUACUCAUAUUGUAAAGCUAAACGUAACGUUGCCGAAUCGUUAUUUUUGAUUGUACUUGCCUUUACGAUAUGCUGGGCCCCUGAUCAAAUUUCAUUCUUAGCUCAAAAUAUGGCAAAUUUCGAUUACGUGAACAGCUCCGUUUAUCCUUAUUUUGUGUUAUUAGCUUUCUGUCACCCAAUCACCGAUCCGAUGAUUUACGUAUAUAAAAAUCGUCAGUUCAGGAAUGCUAUAAAGUCAGCUUUCAAAAAGAAAUAUAAAAUCACAGUGCGUUCAGACGUAGAGCAGUUUAUGCCAAAACAUAACGUGCCACUUAAUAGUCGAUGAUAGGCCUACAUCAGAAAGCCAUGGAACGGAAUACAAUAUAGGCCUAACUCAUAACAAGGGAGCAGGGUGCUCCCUGAUAAAUAUACAAAAGACGUUGAACGAGACUUGCGAUUGUGAUCAUCAGCUCCACAAGAACAUUCAAAUAGGCUUAUUACCUGUUUCUAAUGUUUUGAGCUCGUAUUUUAUGACAAUUUUUAUUGGACCACGUUCAAGGCACCAUUUUAUUGUCAAUUUUUAGUAAGGCUUAUUUAUUAUAUGCCUACUAACAGCAGCUAUCUAACGGGCAGCGUGUGAAUAGAGUCGAGUUCCUUUAGCUAAAAUGACUGUUCGUGAAUAAAAUCAUUAAUUUAGCUUUGACAAUGAGCAGUCAACAAAGAACUCUGGAGAUAGAGGUUGACUGCAAGUGAAAACGUGGAACGUGUGAAAUUAUAAUUAAGUGGCUGGCUGGUAAUAACUAAGGCUUACUUCUUAACCGAAUUAGUCAAGGGAUUGAGAGGAUGAUCAGAUACGCCAGUGAUCAUAGCUAAAAAUAUCGUAACAAAAACAUCGUAUUGAAUCCUUGCGUAUGCAGGUUUCCAUUUCAUGAAGGCAUAUGCGUGACAAAUUAAUAAUGACCAUUAAGAAAUAAUUUAAUUUAGGGCGCCGAUGGUUAUUAUUUGACAGCAUCAUCCUAUGCAAAGUAACUUCCCGUAGUAUAGCAUUUAGUUUGUCAAUAGAUUCUGGGUUUAUAUUACUGCUUUCCUGCAGGAUGUGCGUAUACGCGUACGACUGCGACCGGAACCGCGUACGUAUUACCGGAAGCGCGUAUUACAGAAACGCGUAUGUUGUUAUAAAAAUGUUGCAACUUGCAACUUGCAACGAAACGAUAAAAAGCUAAAAAGCAAAAGAAAAUAAAAGAAAUAAGAGAAGUUUUUACACUAGGACGAUUCGAUAAUGAUUUAUCGUGUAUACGAUAACAAAAUAUUUUGAGAAAUCAAUUCAAAUGACGUCAUAAUCAUGGAAAAACAAUAAAAUCUUUGUUACUACUACUGUCCAAUAUAAAAAAUUAUAUGUGAUAUUUGGAAAUUAAUUUCGGUCAACAGGGAUUUUUUUUAUUAGUGUGGUACUAGGCCAAAUCAUUAAUCUAGGGUAGCUAACCAUCAUACCCCAUGCAUUUUGGCUGGUUAAAAUGGUAGCGCUAACCACUGAGCACAAAAUGCCAUGGUUAUGGUAUGAACCUUUCAAACAAUAUACACAUAAUUAUUAUUUCGGGCUCCUCAUUGGGAAGAAAUAUAUAUUUUUUCCAAAAAUAAAUCCGAUUUUAGUUAUUUUGGGUCGGUCGGAUUUGGGCAACACCCUUUUUGUCCUAAUGUUAUUAUCUUUACUCGUUUGAUAGUUUAUAUAAUUUCAUGAUAAGUAUAUGUCGUCCUUGUACCUGGAUCAAACUCGUUGAAGAUAUCACGUUAUGCUGGAUGGAUUGAGUUACCUGCAGUUAUUAAGUCUUUGGUUAAUUAUCAUCCUAUAUUCGCGAUCGAACACAAUGUUCAAUCUUACAUAAUUACCAUUGAAAUGUCAUCAAAUUCGUAUCUCCUGAAACCAUAGGGUUCACCAUUAAGUUUUACAUAAGCCUAAAAUAUCCAGGAACGGGGAUAAACGAAAAAAGUUUGCUUUAUAUCAAACCACAAUGGCUUGUAUCACAUAUUAAGUCCGUUUCUUAAGUCUUCUUUAUUGUAUGUUACUAAAAAAAGGAUAACAUUAACAUAAAGAGAUAUAAUCUUUAUAAGCCUAACGAUGACCAGUGCAGCUCCACGGUCAGUUUUGAACUGAACUUAACUUUAUUGGAACACUUUUGUAUCAGUGGCACACACCAUCUGGUGGUGCAUCCAAAUAACAAGCAACAUUUCGCAAAAUACAAAGAAAAGAUAAAAAAAAAAACAACAAUCAAGUAAUUAAAAAACGAAUCAAAAUGAUAGAAAGUAAACAUUAAUUAGUACGAUGGAAGGAAUAUUCCAUGACUAAGAGAUGGGCUGCCCAAAUCUACAAGGCGGAGCCUUGCCGAAUGGAGCAGUGUAAGUUUCAGUGAAUUACUCAAUUACAAUCAGUACCGUUGGUCUUAAAUUUGAAACACACCUAAAAAAGGUCCCUGUCAUUUGAAAAAUUACAACCAUAACUACCAAAAGUAAUAAUAAUUUGUUUCUUGCUUUCCUUCUCCUUUCUUUUCCUUUUCUCUUUCUUCUUUUUUUUCUCCCCACAUUCUUUUUUCCCCUUCCCCUCUUCACCCCCUUUUUUGAAACAAUUCAAAUGACAAAGAGAAAUUUAGGUGUGUAAUAAAAUAAUAAAUAAUGAUAACAAUAAAUAAUGGCUUAAUAACAAACAACUUAAUGACUACAAACCUAACUACUACAGUAACAGUGAGGGAAAAAACAGAAAAAAAAACCAACUAAAAACUAAUUUACAGUUAAUUUGUUUAGGAGGGUAAUGUAGAUAGCAUCAAAGAUCUACUAGUCCAUGCAUUAAUUAAAUAUUCUUUACAAUGGAAAUCAAAAAUUUGUCUUAAUGUUACAUUUUCUAUAUACAUAUCAUCAAACAUAAGGUGACGUUUACAUUGCUGUGAUCAAUUUUUAAAACUAUGCCAAUAUACACUUAAACCAUUUUCAUGAAGACUGUCCCUAAUAAUUAUUUGAGUAUGUAAUAUCUCUAAUACAAUUUAAUCUAGUACAGUUAAAUAAGAAAUGUUCUACAGUUUUGGUUGUCCGUACAUAGUUUGCAUGUGCCUGUGUUAUGAUUAGACCAUGGAGGUAUUAUUUUCAAUAAUACCUCCAUGAUUAGACCAUGAUUGUUGAGGUAACAGUUUGCCAUCCCAAUUCACCGUAUAAUGCCUCUUUGGCAACACUACUUGGGGCUUUAAGUAUAAUCCUUGUCAUUUGGUAUUGCAUGUUUUCAAUUUUUUCUUGCUAUGUUUUUCCAUUGCAAAACCAAACUGAGCUUGCAUAAUUGAUAGUCGGCAAUCCAAUAGUUUUCCAUAGCAAGUCCCCGUAAAAGACUCUGUUAAAGUCUUCUUGUUCAGUUAGUAUUGACUUAAUAUAUGCAAUAAUACGGUUGCCUUUUUUAAUAACUUCAUUUAUGUAUUGUGUAUCAGAUAAUGAUCGAGAAAUGUAUACUCCGAGAUAUUUAUAAGUUUCACUUUCAGAAAUAUAAAAAUGAAGAUAACUUUCAUUGUCCAAUAUUACACCGGAUAUUUGUUUUCUCUUGACAAUAUGAAACACAUAAAGUACAUACGAUAUUAAAAAAUAAAAACACAGUUAAAUUUGGAA
Anneissia japonica is the source of this 4827-nucleotide messenger RNA. RefSeq names its product cholecystokinin receptor-like. Gene Ontology annotation, cellular component: membrane. NCBI's taxonomy places the organism in Eukaryota, Metazoa, Echinodermata, Crinoidea, Comatulida, Comatulidae. Gene Ontology annotation, biological process: G protein-coupled receptor signaling pathway. Gene Ontology annotation, molecular function: G protein-coupled receptor activity. The coding region runs from base 548 to 1534 and encodes 328 amino acids. The transcript is spliced from 2 exons. The record is from RefSeq and is a predicted model, not a curated record.